This is a messenger RNA of Mangifera indica (mango), 975 nucleotides long. RefSeq names its product homogentisate geranylgeranyltransferase, chloroplastic-like. Gene Ontology annotation, molecular function: prenyltransferase activity. NCBI's taxonomy places the organism in Eukaryota, Viridiplantae, Streptophyta, Magnoliopsida, Sapindales, Anacardiaceae. The record is from RefSeq and is a predicted model, not a curated record. Gene Ontology annotation, cellular component: membrane. The transcript is spliced from 12 exons. Bases 1 to 975 code for a protein of 324 amino acids.
AUGGUAGGGAAAGCCAAAUUUUUCUUGAGAAGAGUGCCUGAGUGGGAAGAAAUGGUGCUAGAAAAUGGAGAAGAGAGGAAACUUGAUGCAUUUUAUCGUUUCAGUCGUCCUCAUACUGUUAUUGGCACUAUUAUAGGGAUAAUUUCGGUUUCUCUUCUUCCGGUAGUGAAUGUUGGUGAUUUGACUCCUACAUUUUUCAUGGGGUUGUUGAAGGCUUUGGUUCCCUCAAUAUUGAUGAAUAUUUACAUUGUAGGCUUGAACCAGUUGUUCGAUGUUGAAAUAGACAAGGUCAAUAAGCCCUAUCUUCCCCUCGCUUCUGGUGAAUUCUCCAUGAGAACUGGAACCGCAAUUGUUUCCACAUCUUUAUUCAUAAGUCUGGGUAUGGGGAUUAUUUCUAAAUCUCCACCAUUGCUUUUUGCCCUAGUCAUAGGUGGCCUGCUUGGAACUGUUUAUUCCGUCGAGCUUCCCUUUCUCAGAUGGAAGAGACACCCAUUUCUGGCUGCAAGCUGCAUCCUGCUUGUUAGGGCUCUUGUAAUUCAACUUGCUUUCUUCGUACACACUCAGAAAUAUGUGCUGCGUAGACCUGUGGUAAUCACAAAAUCAUUGUUAUUUGCUACCGUUUUCAUGUGCUUCUUCUCUACUGGUAUAGCACUAUUUAAGGAUAUACCUGAUAUUGAUGGCGACAGAGAUUUUGGCAUCCAAUCCUUCAGUCUCAGCCUAGGUCAAGAAAGAGUGUUCUGGCUUUGUGUUCAAAUGUUGUUGAUGGCUUAUGGAGCUGCUAUAAUGGUGGGAGCUUCUUCAUCUUUCCUACCAACCAAGUUUGUCACGAUAUUGGGCCACUGCACGCUUGCAUCGGCUCUGUGGCUUGGAGCUCGAUCUAUUGAUCUUUCGAGUAAAGCAUCAAUAACUUGGUUUUACAUGUUCAUUUGGAAGUUAUUUUAUGCUGAGUACUUCCUUAUUCCUUUUGUACGCUAA